Molecule: messenger RNA, 975 nt
Organism: Neltuma alba
Lineage: Eukaryota; Viridiplantae; Streptophyta; Magnoliopsida; Fabales; Fabaceae
Exons: 3
Coding region: 1-975 (324 amino acids)
Cellular component (GO): membrane
Source: RefSeq, a predicted model, not a curated record
AUGGAUAGGAAUCUGAAGAACGCUGCAAUAGCAUUCCUCGUUCCUCUCCCCUCCAUACUCUUCUAUCUCUCCUUCCUCAACCACUACUAUGACUCUGCAAUACUUGACACUGACUCUAACCUCUGGACAUGGUGCCAUCACCACCCUCUCUUGCUUCCCAAUGCACUCUUGUUCCUCAACGUCACUCUUCUCUUCUGGGUCAUCGGCCUGAUUCAGUGCAGCCACUGGAUGAUUGACCUGUAUUGGACGGUAAUUCCUGUGAUGCUGGUUCAUUACUAUGCAAGUCACCCUUGGGGAGAGUGUAAUUGGUGGAGAUCAAGGAUUGUGAUAUUGUUGAGUUGGGUUUGGAGUGUUAGGCUGAGCCAUAACUAUUUGAGGCGAGAAAACUGGCAAUGGGGUGCCAGACAGGAUUGGAGGUUCACCAAUAUGAGUCUUUGUUAUGGCAAGCAUUGGUGGUGGAUUUCAUUCUUCACUGUCUACUUCUCUCAGCAGGUGCUUCUUGUUGCACUGUCUCUUCCAUUCUAUGCUAUCCACUCAGUGAAUCAGCCUCUGAGCAUCAUGGACUUGGUGGCCACUGUGUUGUGUUCAUCUGGCAUUCUCAUAGCAUACCUUGCUGAUACACAACUUCAUAAUUUUGUAACAAGAAACAACAACCUUAAACAUAUUGGAAAACCCAUAGUUCCUGUUCUGGACAAGGGCUUGUGGUAUUACUCAAGGCAUCCAAACUACUUUGGAGAACAACUGUGGUGGUGGGGCCUAGCUUUAUAUGCUUGGAACAUAGGUCAUGGAUGGACCUUCAUGGGAACAAUAGGUAAUACCUUGUGUUUGGCUUAUGUGACUAAGCUUGUGGAAGAUAGAAUGUUGAGACAAAAGUACAGAGCAGAGGCUUAUAGGAGGUACCAGAAGACAACCUCAAUAUGGGUUCCUUGGUUUAAGGCUUCUGAUCCUUUGGGCGGCAAAAAUAAGAAUGCUUGA